Molecule: messenger RNA, 2676 nt
Organism: Serendipita indica DSM 11827
Lineage: Eukaryota; Fungi; Basidiomycota; Agaricomycetes; Sebacinales; Serendipitaceae
Source: the annotation of a GenBank genome assembly
AUGGCUUCUACAAGUCUUAUAUUCGAUCCUCCAGAGUUCCCCCAAAACUUUCCGUACAAAGCACAGUCUUACGUCGUUGCCGGUACGGCGAAGGAGGGUCAAACUCCACACUUGAGGAAUCCGGUGUGGUCCGAACUCCCCGCGCCAGGAAGGACGGAUUUCAAGCCGACCACGACGCACGAAAUCUUUGAGGCUGGUCUCCAGCGUUCUGCAACACGUAUGUGCCUCGGCAUUCGCCCUCGUCUCGCGCCGGACGCGAAGGCAAACACGCCGGCAUCGAACGAAGUCAAGUAUGCAGACCACUACGUAUGGGAGACGUAUGAGCAGGUCAACAAGCGCAAGCUCGACUUGGGUAGUGCCAUUGAAGGACUUUUCCGUUCAGGAAAAGCUGGCGGAGGCGAAUUGCCUACUGUCGGCAUUUGGUCUAUCAACCGACCCGAAUGGCAAAUCAUUGAUCAAGCUCUCGCCGUGUAUUCGCGCGUUACGGUUUCCCUCUAUGAUACUCUUGGUCCUACUGUCGUCGAAUACGUGCUCAAUCAUUCCGAAGCCUCGAUGGCCUUCGUGACGCAGGAAAACCUGCCUCGGCUGAUCGCACUUGGGCCCCGCUGCCCAAAAUUGCGGGUCAUCGUCUCCAUUGAUGAUCUCAGCGAAGGUGCGACAAGGGUCGCACAGGCCUGGGCGAAGGAGUACAGGCUCGAGCUUUACACAAUGAAGCAAUUGGAGGUAAUGGGUGCUCAGACGAGAUAUCCAGUUAAUCCUCCCAAGCCACAUGACUUAGCUACCAUUUGCUAUACGUCAGGGACCACGAGCGUUCCCAAAGGCGUAUUGCUGACACACUAUAACCUGACCUCAGGAGUAUACGCCUUUUCCCUAGGUUUGCCCUGGCAUGAAGGAGCAAUGCUCAGUUAUCUGCCGUUGAGUCACAUUUAUGAGCGCAUCAACGAGCUUUCUACAUUCCUCCUCGGUGCCGGAAUCGGUUUCUUCACCGGAGAUCCACUGAGACUCAUUGAGGAUGCGCAAGUGCUCAAACCUCGCUUCUUCCCCUGCGUACCACGAGUAGUGAAUCGCCUAGCUCUGGGUAUCCAGCAAGCAGCCGCAGCUCCAGGUAUCCGCGGUGCAUUGGUUCGCAAAGCUUUGGAAGUCAAGAAGCGAAACUAUGAAACUACGAGCGCGACCACGCACAAGUUCUGGGACGCAUUGGUUUUCCGCAAGGUUCAAGCCAUUCUAGGGGGUCAAGUCUUGAUUAUGACCUGCGGUUCGGCUCCGGUGGAUCCGGAGACGUUGACACUUCUACGCAUUUCCAUGGGAUGCGAUGUCAUUGAAGGAUGGGGGAUGACGGAAAACUGCGCCGCUGGAACGAGGAUUCACCCAAAGGACACCACGGCCGGUGGAACGGUUGGAUUCCCACAUCCGUGCAAUGAGGUCAAGCUCGUAGAUGUGCCCAGCAUGAAUUACACUUCCAAGGAUGUUCCUAAUCCUAGGGGAGAACUUUGUGCUCGAGGUCCAUGCGUAUUCAAGGGUUACUACAAAGACCCAAAGAAUACUGCGGAAGCCCUUGACUCGGAAGGAUGGCUGCACAGCGGAGAUAUCGCAGAACUCGAUUCACAAGGACGCCUCAAAAUCAUUGACCGUAUCAAGAAUAUUAUGAAGCUCUCUCAAGGAGAAUAUGUUGCACUCGAGAAGAUUGAGCAGACAUACUCAUCCCAUCCACUCAUUGCUCAACUCUACGUCCACGGUGAUUCCUUGCAGUCUUAUCUGCUGGGAGUGUUGGUGCCAGAGCUACCGACGCUUGCAGACCUCAUCUCAAAGACACUCCGCGUCCACGUCGCUGCGGAUGAUGUCCAAAAGCUCCAAGAGUAUUUGGCGAAUCCAAAGGUACAAUCAACUAUCCAAAAUGCGCUCAAUGCACAAGCGAAGCACCACAAGCUGAAAGGAUUUGAGUGCGUCAAGAAAGUGCACGUCACUCUUGAACCGUUUACUGUGGAGAACGACAUGCUGACACCGACGUUCAAGCUCCUCAGUUUCCUCGACCUUCCAGACCUCGACUGCCUGGCUACGGUUUCAACGCAUCUCUCUCGACUCUGCAUAGACCCAAUCUUGCAUAGAAACAGAUUGAGAAUUGUUGCACCUUCUCGUGUAGAACAUUCACUGUUCGCGCAAGGCUUACAUGGGACACCCCUGAGACCAAACGUUCCGGAACUGGUGCGCAUGAAUGUAUUGCGAGGCCUAGGUCUCGAAAGACGGUGGAGAUUGGGUGAAUACAUAUACUCUGUGCAGUCUGUCAAGCAGUUCGAAUCGUCACUUCGUUUGGAACAUGCUCGGAUCAUCCGCGUCCUUUCAGAGCACCUCACAAAGCGCAUCAAGGAGCCGACAAGCCGUGCAGCUCAGCGCAUCGUUUUCCCAUUAGAGCAAGCCGUCUCCCCACUGGUAUCACGCCGACUGCUUCCAACAAUUACCAGUCUAAAAUGGUCCAUGAAGCGAGACCGUCUCGCACGCCGCGUCCGAGUCGGGCCACCGGCGCGCGGGAUGAUCAACGACGCGGACCAUGUCAAAGCAUGGCUCGUUGAUGGCAGAGGCCGUGCGCUCGUACAAGAAGACGAACGUAUAAGACUCGCCAUUUGUCCUGGUGUGAAUAAGAUGGUCCGCUUGUUUGAGGGUCUGGGCAUGAACAAGUAA